Molecule: messenger RNA, 2972 nt
Organism: Lymnaea stagnalis (great pond snail)
Lineage: Eukaryota; Metazoa; Mollusca; Gastropoda; Lymnaeidae
Source: the annotation of a GenBank genome assembly
AUUGGAGCUAGUGAUCUUUCUGGACUUUACCAAAACCAUUUAGGGAAAAGAAGUUUUGAUUCUAUUGGAGCUAGUGAUCUUUCUGGACUUUACCAAAACCAUUUAGGGAAAAGAAGUUUUGAUUCCAUAGGAGGAAGUGAUCUAUCAGGACUUAACCAAAACCACUUAGGAAAAAGAAAUUUUGAUUCCAUGGGAGUUAGAGAUUUAUCGGGGUUAUUCAAAAACCAUUUAGGAAAUCAAAACUAUUUGGAUAGAAGAAGUUUUGAUUCGAUUGGCGAAAGUGGAUUAUCGGGAAUAAAUCAAAACUAUUUGGGCAAAAGAAGUUUCGAUUCUAUUGGCGAAAGUGGAUUAUCGGGGUUAAAUCAAAACUAUUUGGGCAAAAGAAGUUUUGAUUCUAUUGGUGAAAGUGGAUUAUCGGGGAUGAAUCAAAAUUAUUUGGGUAAAAGAAGUUUUGAUUCUAUUGGCGAAAGUGGAUUAUCGGGAAUGAAUCAAAACUAUUUGGGUAAAAGAAGUUUUGAUUCUAUUGGUGAAAGUGGAUUAUCGGGAAUAAAUCAAAACUAUUUGGGUAAAAGAAGUUUUGAUUCUAUUGGUGAAAGUGGAUUAUCGGGAAUAAAUCAAAACUAUUUGGGUAAAAGAAGUUUUGAUUCUAUUGGCGAAAGUGGAUUAUCGGGAAUAAAUCAAAACUAUUUGGGUAAAAGAAGUUUUGAUUCUAUUGGCGAAAGUGGAUUAUCGGGAAUGAAUCAAAACUAUUUGGGUAAAAGAAGUUUUGAUUCUAUUGGCGAAAGCGGAUUAUCGGGGAUGGAUCAAAAUUAUUUGGGGAAAAGAAGUUUUGAUUCUAUUGGCGAGAGUGGCUUGUCGGGAAUAUAUCAAAACUAUUUGGGCAAAAGAAGUUUUGAUUCUAUUGGCGAAAGUGGAUUAUCGGGCAUGAAUCAGAACUAUUUGGGUAAAAGAAGUUUUGAUUCUAUUGGCGAGAGUGGCUUGUCGGGAAUAUAUCAAAACUAUUUGGGCAAAAGAAGUUUUGAUUCUAUUGGCGAAAGUGGAUUAUCGGGCAUGAAUCAGAACUAUUUGGGUAAAAGAAGUUUUGAUUCUAUUGGUGAAAGUGGCUUAUCAGGAAUAAAUCAAAACUAUUUGGGUAAAAGAAGCUUUGAUUCUAUUGGUGAAAGUGGCUUAUCGGGAAUAAAUCAAAACUAUUUGGGUAAAAGAAGUUUUGAUUCUAUUGGCGAAAGUGGCUUAUCGGGGAUAAAUCAAAACUAUUUGGGUGGAAAACGCUUUGAUUCCGUUUGGAGAAAUAGAUUGACUGAUUUUGAUCAAAACUUUUUGGAAAAACGUAAAGUUCAAUUUUUAAGGAAGCGACAAUUCGACUCUAUUGCUGAGAGUGAACUAAGUGGAAUUUCACAAAAUUACCUCGGCAAUAAACGUGUUCCCUUUGACUGGAAAAAAUUAGAUGACUCAGAUGACAGGUACUACCGACCCCGACAGGCCUCACUCAGCAAGUAUCUACAUUCUAUCGAGAAAAGAAAUGCUCGGCCAUCUUCUAGAACACGCUUCAUUGACAAAAGAAAGUUUGAUCCUGAAUCACACAGUAGUCUAAAGGGAAAGCGGUCAGAACCCAUGACACCACAACGCGUUAAAAGACAUGUUGAUUCAAGCGCGUUAUACCACACCGAUCAAAUAGCAGUACAGGUUGGGCCACAGACUCGACAUAUGGAUCUUCAGCAACGAAGUCACCCUUUAUUCAAAAGAAGCUCAGAUUUUCCAGAAAUAACCAGUAAGACGACAAUGGGAUCCCACACCUCCAGCCAAGGGACUCUUAAAUCACAGUCAGAGACACAAGCGAACUAUUUCAGCCCGAGUGCCAACCAGCCGGUUCAUUUCAACUAUUGGGACUUCCCUAUCUCAGAGCAAGAUUUGCCCGACGAGAAGGAAUCAAUAUUAGAGGAUAGGUUCAAGCCAUCAGGGCUUGAUACGGCCUCCAGUGCUAAGUCGCUGGUAGCAGCCGACAACUUGGAUGGCUUAUGGCAAGAUGAGGGGAGUAGCAGAGAUGAAAAUGAAUAUGGUGGCGUAGGAUACAUCGAAGGUCAAAAUGUUGGGGAGGAAAACAUGCGGGAAAGCGAGUCGGAAGAGGGCACCGUGACAGACAAAAGUGGGGAAAGAACGGAGAGGGGCGUAGCCCAGGCAUCACAUAUCAGGACAGAAGAUUUACAUCACUAGCGUUUGCGACCUGGUUUAUGGUACUAAUUUUUUUGUUAAUUUUGGGUGAGGUUGGUGAUGGGGGAAAAGUAAAGGGGUGUGGGGUUCCGGUGUUCCCUUUAUUUUGUUCAGUUUCUUUCUACUAGUUUUAUCGGUGGUUCUAACUUAGAGAUCUGUUGAUGAUUACAUCCACACUAUAUGAAAGGAUUUUGGGACUUUAAUGGAAUCCAAGAGGCACGAUCAUAUCGAAUAGCGCAUGUAAUGUUAUGCUGUCUUGUAACGCUCACAGUGUGUUCGCCAGGACCAUGAUGCGCUUGUAUAACAAAAUAAGACGACUGAUUGAAUGUAGACUGACAGUUUGGAAUACUAACCCAACAAUUAGGCCAUCCCUGUUCACAAUGAUGGACUAUUCAAACAGUUGUUAUGUCAAAAGUGUUUUGAAAAAUUCUAGUUGGACGAGCUAUUUACCAGAAAAGUCACACCUGGAUAAAAAAUCAGGCCAGACGAAUGCAACGAGUAGUGGGACCAGAAGGUGAAGACAUCGCGUCAGAAUAAGGAGACUAAUCUCAAACAAAACACGGCAUCUUCUUAAAAAACUUCAAAUGUGCACUCUUGGUGAUUAAACAAGCAAAAUCCUCCGUGAAACACAAAAAUUGCCCACCACACUUUCAAGUCGGCUAAAAACAAUUUACUUUGUUUUCUCAGUAAAAUAUUAAUAGCGCAUGAACUCCUUGUGCAUGAACUCCUUGUUGAUACGGAAAAGUCGAAGUGGUUGAUAGCAG